CCGAAGGAGUAGAGGCCACGAUAUUGUUGACUUUCUCUCCCCUCCGUAAAUAACAUUUUUUUUAAAAAGCUCCUCCACAAAUUCAUCAGUCAUUUCAGAUUUUCAGUGAUUUCACUACUAUUUAUACAUCCUACAAAAAUCUCAAUCAAUUUCCAAGCCAAUUAAAAAAAAGAAAACGGAAUACCAGAUCUGAUCAACCAAUCAAUCAACCCCAAGAAACGAUGUCGUACUACCCAAGAGGCCGCGGCGGAGACAACGACGGCGAUGACUUUGAAGAGUAUGAUCCAACCCCCUACGGCGGAGGAUACGACCAAUCACUCACCUACGGUCGCCCUAUCUCUCCUUGCGAGGAGACUUGCUACCCUCCUUCCUCCUCCGGAGGUGGUGGUGGGAUUGACUACGAUCGUCCUCAAUACACCUCCUACGCCGAACCUUCUGCUUACGGUGAGGAGGCUCAGGAGAAUGAGUACAAGAGCUACGGCCGCCCAAGUUCUCGUACGCCCAUCACUUACGGCGGAACACCCCAACCCGCUCCUGCGUACGGGAGUGGGUCUGGGUUUCAGCCCAAACUUCCCCAACCUUAUGGAGGUGGGGGAGUAGGCGGUGGAUCGGAAUAUGAAUCUGGGUAUGGCGGGAAACCCCAGUAUGAAGCUCCUUCAUCGGAGUAUGGUUCUGGGUAUGGGAGGAAGCCUGAGUAUGAAGCUCCGGCACCGGAGUAUGGAUCGGGAUAUGGAAGGAAAACUGAGUACGAAGCUCCGACACCGGAAUAUGAAUCUGGGUACGGGAGGAAAACAGAGUACGAGGCUCCGACACCGGAAUAUGGAUCUGGGUAUGGGCGGAAACCCGAGUAUGAAGCUCCGAAACCAGAAUAUGGAUCUGGGUACGGGAGAAAGACCGAGUACGAAGCUCCGAAACCGGAAUAUGAAUCCGGAUACGGGAGGAAAAGUGAAUAUGAAGCUCCAACAUCGGAGUAUGAAUCUGGGUAUGGGAGGAAGACGGAAUACGAAGCCCCAACACCGGAAUAUGGAUCUGGGUACGGAAGGAAGACGGAAUAUGAAGCACCGGCACAGGAAUACGGAUCUGGGUACGGGAGGAAGACGGAAUAUGAAGCUCCGACUCCAGAAUAUGGGUCUGGUUAUGGUGGAGGGAGGAGUGAGUACGAGAAGCCCAAAUAUGGAAGGGAGGAAGGAGAGGGAUAUGGUGGAUCUUCUUAUGGUAGGACUGAAUAUGGAAAAAAGAGUGAUGAUGAAGAUGAAGGCUAUGGCCGCAAGAAAUAUGGUGGAAAUAAUUCUGAUUCUGAUGAUGAUGAGAAACGCCGUCAGAGGCACCACCACCACCAACGCAGGCACCAUGAUGAGGAAUAAGAUGAUUACUUUUCAGUUUUUAAGUUGAGCUCCCCCAUCUUUAUCCUUGGCUGUUAAAAUAAGGGGUUGAGAAUGUUUGGCGUAUAACCAUACCUGCUGCUUUAUGUUUUCUUGUAUGAUGGCUCAAUGAGUUGAUGGGCCUAUGUUAUUCUAUUAUGUACUACUAAACAAAACUCCUGUGUGUUUUCCUAUUGAAUGGAGUUUUUGUUGUUGUUUUGUUUCUA
Molecule: messenger RNA, 1588 nt
Organism: Spinacia oleracea (spinach)
Lineage: Eukaryota; Viridiplantae; Streptophyta; Magnoliopsida; Caryophyllales; Amaranthaceae
Exons: 2
Coding region: 222-1364 (380 amino acids)
Molecular function (GO): phosphatidic acid binding
Source: RefSeq, a predicted model, not a curated record